Molecule: messenger RNA, 1947 nt
Organism: Trichoderma gamsii
Lineage: Eukaryota; Fungi; Ascomycota; Sordariomycetes; Hypocreales; Hypocreaceae
Product: succinate dehydrogenase flavoprotein subunit
Exons: 6
Coding region: 1-1947 (648 amino acids)
Biological process (GO): tricarboxylic acid cycle; mitochondrial electron transport, succinate to ubiquinone
Molecular function (GO): succinate dehydrogenase (quinone) activity; electron transfer activity; flavin adenine dinucleotide binding
Source: RefSeq, a predicted model, not a curated record
AUGGCGUCUUCUAUGGCAUUGAGGAAGUUGGCCUCUGGCUCUUCGAUCUCCCGGCUGGCGCGGACCCAGCUCAGAACCUUUUCUUCUACUCGACCAGCUGCUCGUGUCAUCGCAAACGGACCGCUGAGAGCAAAGGAAGCCUCUCCCUUUGUCAGCUCCAAAUACCCCGUUAUUGACCAUGAGUACGACGCAAUUGUUGUGGGAGCUGGCGGAGCUGGUUUGAGAUCAACAAUGGGUCUCGCCGAAGCUGGCUUCAAGACUGCCUGUAUUUCUAAGCUCUUCCCCACACGAUCUCACACGGUAGCUGCCCAAGGUGGUAUCAAUGCUGCUCUUGGAAACAUGCACGAGGAUGACUGGAGAUGGCACAUGUACGACACCGUCAAGGGCUCCGACUGGCUGGGUGAUCAAGACGCUAUCCACUACAUGACCCGUGAAGCUCCUGCCUCCAUCAUUGAGCUUGAACACUACGGCUGCCCCUUUUCUCGAACUGAGGACGGAAAGAUCUACCAGCGAGCUUUUGGUGGUCAAUCCCAAAAGUAUGGCAAGGGUGGCCAGGCCUACCGAUGCUGUGCCGCCGCUGACCGAACCGGACACGCUCUUCUGCACACCCUCUACGGACAGUCUCUCCGAUACAAUGCCAACUAUUUCAUCGAGUACUUCGCCAUUGACCUGAUCAUGCAGGACGGCGAGUGCCGUGGUGUGCUUGCCUACAACCAGGAGGACGGCACUCUGCACCGAUUCCUUGCUAACAACACUGUUCUGGCCACCGGUGGUUACGGACGUGCCUACUUCAGCUGCACAUCUGCCCACACCUGUACCGGUGAUGGUAUGGCCAUGGUUGCCCGAGCUGGUCUGCCUAACCAGGAUCUUGAGUUCGUUCAGUUCCACCCCACUGGUAUCUACGGCGCUGGCUGCCUGAUCACCGAGGGUGCUCGUGGUGAGGGUGGUUACCUGCUCAACGGCGAGGGUGAGCGUUUCAUGGAGCGAUAUGCCCCCACUGCCAAGGAUCUUGCCUCUCGAGACGUCGUCUCCCGAUCAAUGACCAUGGAGAUUCGUGAGGGCCGCGGUGUCGGUGCUGACAAGGACCACAUCUUCCUGCAGCUCAGCCAUCUGCCUGCGGAAAUUCUCGCCGAGCGACUUCCCGGUAUCUCUGAGACCGCUGGUAUCUUUGCCGGUGUCGAUGUCACCAAGCAGCCCAUCCCUGUUCUGCCUACUGUCCACUACAACAUGGGCGGUAUUCCUACCCGCUACACUGGUGAGGUUCUUACCAUUGAUGAGAGCGGCCAGGACAAGAUUGUCCCUGGUCUGUUCGCUUGUGGUGAGGCUGCUUCAGUGUCUGUCCACGGUGCUAACCGACUGGGCGCCAACUCUCUGCUGGACCUGGUCGUCUUCGGCCGUGCUGUUGCCCACACCAUCCGCGACAACUUCAAGCCUGGCGAUAAGCUGAAGCCUCUCGCUGCCGACGCCGGUGCUGAGCACAUUGAGGUUCUGGACAAGGUCCGAACCUCUGACGGCCCCAAGAGCACCGCAGAGAUCCGCCUGGCCAUGCAGAAGACUAUGCAGACCGAGGUCAGCGUUUUCCGAACCCAGGAGAGUUUGGAUGAGGGUGUCCGCAGAAUGACCGAGGUCGACCAGACCUUUGACCAAGUUGGUAUCAAGGACCGCAGCAUGAUCUGGAACUCUGAUCUUGUUGAGACUCUUGAGCUGCGAAACUUGUUGACUUGCGCUGUCCAAACCGCCACCUCCGCCGCCGCCCGAAAGGAGUCCCGUGGCGCUCACGCCCGCGAGGACUACCCUGACCGUGAUGACCAGAACUGGAUGAAGCACACUCUCAGCUUCCAGAAGCAGCCCCACGGCAAGGUAGACUUGACAUACCGCAAGGUCAUUUCCACCACUCUGGACGAGAAUGAGUGCAAGCCUGUUCCUCCUUUCAAGCGUGUAUACUAA